AAACACCAUGCUGAAGCAGAAUGAUUAUUAUUGUAAGCUAUUUUCUUUUGUUGUUUUUAUUGGUUUAGUGUGUUGCUACUGUCAGUGUUUAGAAACGGGGACGUUUCUUUUGUUUGGGGGGAGGUUUGUAAGCUAUUUAAUUUGAUAGCUUUAUUAUGGAAGGUUGGUGUGUAGUUCCUGUUAUAAGCAGGGUGUUGGUUGGGACUCUUGUUUUGAAGGUGAAAAUAUACUGGUGUGUUGUCCCCAUUCAUCACUCUCGUGUCCUUUCCGGCUGAUGCGUCAAAGUACAAGAGAACAUUAUUAUCAUUUUAGACAAAAGCCUAUAUAUGCAGAUUUAAAGUGAUGACGUCGUGACACUGAUCACCCGGAAGCAGUCGUCAUACCGCCCCCGGAAACAAGUGACCGCGCGCGGGAUUCGAUAUUAGAAGCAGCUCGCGCGCGCAGCUCAGUGUCCUCGCGCAGAACAGAUAUCGAUCAUCAGGGAUCAAUAACCGAUAUCAGAUCAAACAUGGCGACACCACCGAAGAGGUCGUGCCAUGUUCCCGCCAGCCCGACGCUGAGUGACAGCUUCCGGCGCAAAGAGAAGAAGAUCUCCAUCGAGGGAAACAUCGCUGCAGGGAAGUCUACGUUUGUGCAUGUCCUCCAGGGGGCGUCAGAGGACUGGGAGGUGAUUCCUGAGCCUAUUGGAAAAUGGUGCAACGUGCAGAACGAGAGCGACGACGUGUCCCAGGAGCUGAGCUCGUCUCAGAAGAGUGGAGGAAACCUUCUGCAGAUGUUGUACAAUAAACCGAGCCGCUGGUCCUACACCUUCCAGAGUUAUGCAUGUCUCAGCAGAGUUCGUUCUCAGCUUCAGUCGCCGUCAAUCAAACUUCAACAAAGUGAAAAGCCUGUUCAGUUCUACGAGCGCUCCGUCUACUCUGACAGGUACGUGUUUGCAUCCAACCUGUUUGAGUGUGGAGACCUGUCGGACACUGAGUGGAGCGUGUAUCAGGACUGGCACACCUGGUUACUGAAGCAGUUCACACCGGAGAUCCACCUGGACGCUAUCAUCUACCUGAGAGCACAGCCACAGCGCUGUAUGCAGAGGUUGCUCCAGCGGGGCCGUGAGGAGGAGGAGGGACUUCCUCUUGAGUAUCUGGAACAGCUUCACUUCAAACACGAGGCCUGGCUUCACCACAGGAGCCUCAGGUUGGACUUUGACUAUCUAAACGAUCUUCCUGUUCUGACUCUGGAUGUUGACGACGAUUUCAAGAAAGAUCGAAUCAAACAGGAAGUCCUCAUCGACAAGGUCAGAGACUUCCUCACCACGCUGUAGAAGCUUCCACCAAUCACAGCUCAGGAUGGGAGCAGUUCCUGCGUCAGACUCACACCAAGUGCUUUUUUUUAAGAACUCGAUCAGUUUUCAUAUUAUUCUUCUGAUUUGUACAAAUUUAUUUUUAUAUUUUAAAACAUUUUAAAGUGUGUGUAUUCAAAUAUUAGUGUUUGUAGAAUAAACCUGUUUUUUACCUUCAUGUUAGACUGACUGUCCCCACUUGUGCCAUCAGACCAGAGUGUGUGUUAGAGUAAUCAUGACGAUGCAUUCAGGUGAAUAAAGAUGUCACUGGUUUCA
Molecule: messenger RNA, 1609 nt
Organism: Platichthys flesus (European flounder)
Lineage: Eukaryota; Metazoa; Chordata; Actinopteri; Pleuronectiformes; Pleuronectidae
Product: deoxycytidine kinase 2-like
Exons: 8
Coding region: 509-1315 (268 amino acids)
Biological process (GO): nucleobase-containing compound metabolic process
Cellular component (GO): mitochondrion; cytoplasm
Molecular function (GO): ATP binding; deoxyguanosine kinase activity
Source: RefSeq, a predicted model, not a curated record